This is a messenger RNA of Xenia sp. Carnegie-2017, 982 nucleotides long. RefSeq names its product angiopoietin-related protein 7-like. NCBI's taxonomy places the organism in Eukaryota, Metazoa, Cnidaria, Anthozoa, Malacalcyonacea, Xeniidae. The record is from RefSeq and is a predicted model, not a curated record. The coding region runs from base 1 to 765 and encodes 254 amino acids. The transcript is spliced from 3 exons.
AUGAUUAAUUUGUCAUUACAAAUGAAAACAAUCGAUGUGAAAGUAGCAACAAUUCAAGCACAGCUAAAAAAACUAGAAAAACAACUGAAAACUCUUUACAAAGAAAAUAAAAAACUCACAGGAAAAUCACUAAGAGGGAAAGACUGCGCAGAUCUGUACAAAAAAGGUGCAAAAAAGAACGGAGUUUAUCAAAUUAAUCCUGAUGGUCAGGGUCACUUUAAGGUUUUCUGUGAUAUGAAAACAUCUGGUGGAGGUUGGACUGUGUUUCAACGACGUCAAGAUGGAAGUGUAAACUUUUAUCGAGGUUGGAAAGACUAUAAACACGGUUUUGGUGAUCUUACUUCUGAAUUCUGGCUUGGAUUGGAUAAAAUAUACCGACUAACAUCUGCAAGAAGAAAUAAACUUCGUGUAGACCUGAGAGACUGGUCAGGAAACAAAAGAUAUGCUGAAUAUGAUUAUUUUGCUGUAAAGAAUGAAAAUAAAAAAUAUCAAUUAAGCAUUGGUAAAUAUUCUGGAAAUGCUGGAGAUUCAUUAUCUUAUCAUAAAAACAUGGCGUUUUCAACAAAAGAUUCAGAUAAUGAUAACAAUCGUUUUGGAAAUUGUGCCACAACCUUCAAUGGUGCUUGGUGGUAUAAGAGUUGUUAUAUUUCCAACCUGAAUGGACACUACUAUAGUGGCAACCAAAACCAUUCCAAAGGUGUGACUUGGCAACGAUGGAAAGUUAAUAAAUCCUUAAAGUUCACUGAGAUGAAAAUAAAACCAUAAAGAAUUUCCAAAGACUGUGAUGUUAUAAAUUUGAUCAUUAUUUCUAAUGAAACUUUCAACAUAUAAUAAAAACAUUUUAGCUUUUAUGUCUUCAAAAAGAACCUUAAUAAUCAUUAUCAUUUAAAAAAGCAUUGAAAAAUUGUUAAAAUGCUAUGGUGAAAUAAUAUUUUCCCUAAAAAUUAGAGCUGAUUUAGGUAAUUAUAUGAUUCUAAUGUUA